UGGGCAGUUUCCGGUAGCGUCGGCAGUGGCGGGGAUAGUUGCUGUGUCAGGACGGGUCGGCGGCCUCCCGCCAUGGUGGGCGAGGGCGGUGCCUACCGGCUCCGCUGCUCCCUCGUGGGGCACGGGCAGGACGUGCGGGGCCUGACCCGCGGCCUGUUCCCCCAGGGCAGUUUCGUGUCCGUCUCCCGGGACCGAACUGCGCGGCUCUGGGCUCCUGACGGUCUUAACAGGGGUUUUACUGAAAUGCACUGUAUGAGUGGCCACUCAAAUUUUGUAUCUUGUGUGUGCAUCAUACCUCCAAGUGACCUCUAUCCUCGUGGGCUGAUUGCAACUGGUGGCAAUGAUCAUAAUAUUUGCAUUUUCACAGUUGACAACCCAGCUCCUCUUUAUGUCCUUAAGGGUCAUAAGAACACAGUUUGCAGCCUUUCAUCUGGGAAGUUUGGCACAUUAUUAAGUGGAUCAUGGGAUACAACAGCCAAGGUCUGGUUGAAUGACAGAUGUAUGAUGACAUUACAGGGUCACACAGCUGCAAUAUGGGCAGUGAAAAUACUUCCUGAACAGGGAUUAAUGCUGACUGGUUCAGCUGACAAAACUAUUAAACUGUGGAAGGCAGGCAGAUGUGAAAGAACAUUCACUGGACAUGAAGAUUGUGUGAGAGGUUUAGCUAUUCUCAGUGAAAUGGAAUUCCUUUCCUGUGCUAAUGAUGCUAGUGUUCGAAGAUGGCAGAUCUCUGGCGAGUGUCUGCAGGUGUAUUAUGGACAUACAAAUUAUAUAUACAGCAUCUCUGUCUUCCCUCAUUGUAAAGAUUUUGUAACUACUGGAGAGGAUAGAUCUCUCAGAAUCUGGAAACAAGGGGAAUGUGCUCAAACAAUCAGACUCCCAGCUCAGUCUGUAUGGUGCUGCUGUGUGUUAGACAAUGGUGACAUCGUAGUUGGUGCAAGUGAUGGAAUUAUAAGAGUGUUUACAGAGUCUUUAGAACGUACAGCAAGUGCUGAGGAGAUUCAGGCUUUUGAAAAUGAGCUUUCCCAAGCAUCCAUUGACCCUAAAACUGGUGACUUAGGAGAUAUUAACGCUGAUGACCUUCCUGGAAGAGAACAUCUUAAGGAUCCUGGAACAAGGGAUGGACAGACACGGCUUAUUAAAGAUAAUGGGAAAAUAGAAGCAUAUCAGUGGAGUGUUAGUGAAGGAAGAUGGAUCAAGAUUGGUGAUGUUGUUGGUUCUUCUGGAGCCACACAACAAACAUCUGGAAAGGUUUUAUUUGAAGGAAAGGAGUAUGACUAUGUUUUCACUAUUGAUGUAAAUGAAAGUGGGCCUUCCUACAAACUGCCAUAUAACAUCACUGAUGAUCCUUGGCUGACUGCAUACAACUUCCUGCAAAAGAAUGACCUAAAUCCUAUGUUUCUGGAUCAGGUGGCCAAGUUUAUUAUGGACAACACUAAGGGGCAAACACUGUUGAGUACAAGUGCUCAAUUUUCAGAUCCAUUUACAGGUGCUGGACGUUAUCUUCCAGGCUCUUCAUCUGGAUCAAGUAUGAUGCCUGCAGCAGAUCCAUUUACAGGUGCUGGUCGCUAUGUUCCUGGUUCAGCAUCAAAUGCAGUAGCUCCAGUGGGUGGCGUUGAUCCAUAUAUAGGAAUGGGUGCCUACCAAUCAGCUGCAGCUAAAGUUGAAAAUAUUUAUUUUCCAAAGAAGGAUGCUGUCACCUUUGACCAGGCCAAUCCUAUGCAGAUACUGGGCAAAUUAAAGGAACUUAAUGGCAGUGCAACUGAAGAACAUAAGCUUACAGAAGAUGACUUGAUAACCCUAGAAAAGUUAUUGUCUGCAACAUGUAACACCUCUGCAGAAGCACCUACAGCACAGCAACUUCAGACUUUAUGGAGAGCAGUUAACUGGCCAGAAGAUAUUGUCUUUCCAGCCCUAGACAUUCUUAGACUGUCUAUCAGGCAUCCCACUGUGAAUGAGAACUUCUGCAGUGAAAAGGAUCAUGUACAAUUUAUCAUCCUUCUCCUUAAAUUUCUGAACCCCAAAGGAAAGCAAGCAAACCAGCUGUUGGCACUUAGAGCUCUUUGCAAUUGUUUUGUCAGCCCGGCAGGCCAGAAGCUUAUGAUGGAACAAAGGGAUGAAAUAAUGACACAAGCAAUAGAAAUGAAAUCGGGCAAUAAUAAGAACAUCCACAUUGCGCUUGCCACGCUGACAUUGAACUAUGCUGUGUGUUUACUUAAAGUCAACAACAUUGAGGGCAAAGCUCAAUGUUUGUCAGUAAUCAGCACAGUUAUGGAAGUUGUUCAAGAUCUUGAAGCCAUUUUUAGACUGCUUGUGGCUCUUGGGACGCUAAUCAGUGAUGAUACAAAUGCUGUGCAAUUAGCUAAGUCUCUUGGAGUUGACUCUCAAAUAAAAAAGUAUGCCUCUGUAUCAGAACCAGCUAAAGUAAAGGAAUGCUGUAGGUUUGUUCUUAAUCUGCUGUAAUUGGUUUUUUUAGCACUCGGGAGACAGUGUAUGCAGAAAAAAAAGAUGCUUUUAUUCAUAUUUUAUGACAGACUAUAAUUGAGAAAAUACUGUGGAUUAAUUACACUUGAUUUGUUGCAAGAUACAGAUCAAAUAAAACUUUUUACAUUGU
Messenger RNA from Harpia harpyja (harpy eagle), 2614 nucleotides. It is a transcript of the gene PLAA, whose product is annotated as phospholipase A2 activating protein. The record is from RefSeq and is a predicted model, not a curated record. Bases 73 to 2463 code for a protein of 796 amino acids. The transcript has 14 exons. Gene Ontology annotation, molecular function: ubiquitin binding. Gene Ontology annotation, biological process: proteasome-mediated ubiquitin-dependent protein catabolic process; ubiquitin recycling. Gene Ontology annotation, cellular component: cytoplasm; nucleus. Lineage: Eukaryota; Metazoa; Chordata; Aves; Accipitriformes; Accipitridae.